Messenger RNA from Condylura cristata (star-nosed mole), 1457 nucleotides. It is a transcript of the gene GPSM3, whose product is annotated as G-protein signaling modulator 3. The transcript is spliced from 4 exons. Gene Ontology annotation, biological process: regulation of inflammatory response. The coding region runs from base 390 to 872 and encodes 160 amino acids. NCBI's taxonomy places the organism in Eukaryota, Metazoa, Chordata, Mammalia, Eulipotyphla, Talpidae. The record is from RefSeq and is a predicted model, not a curated record. Gene Ontology annotation, molecular function: protein binding; GTPase regulator activity.
GUGUUGACAGAGCUGCAGGGGAGGGGAGGGUGAGGGAAUAGAGAGGGUUAAGGGGCUACUAAGUCUCUGGAAAUAAGAAGACCAAGAGUCCUUCCCCACCAGGAACCUCCACCACUAUAGCAGCUGGAGAAGUUUUUCCCAGUUUCUGUGUUCCCCUGGGGCAACGAACUAGCAGUCUGGGUGGGAAAAGAGAAGUGGAGGAAGUUGACAGGGAUGGGCGGGGCCCGUGGGGGGGGGCUGACCAGGAACCCAGCUUCCUGCUCAGUACCCAGGCAUCCAGCCCCUGGCUCACCCCCACCCCUUCCAGCCCCCACUCCCUCAGGAACUCAGGGAUUCCGGUCCUCCUCCCAAAUCCCAGCUACCCCUCCCCCUCGAUUCCCCAUCCCAGGAUGGAGGCAGAGAAACCCCAGGAAGAAGAGGAUGGUGAGCAGGAGCCCCAUGAGGAUGAUCAUGGCUGGCCCCCUGUGAACACCACCACCCGGCCUUGGCGAUCUGCUCCUCCAUCUCCUCCUCCUCCAGGAACCCACCAAACAGCCCUGGGGCCCCGCUCGGCCUCCCUACUCUCCCUGCAGACUGAGCUCCUUCUGGACCUGGUGGCUGAGGCUCAGUCCCGCCGCUUAGAGGAGCAGAGGGCCAUCUUCCAUGCCCCUCAGAACUCCCCAAGCCUUGCCCGAGCCCUGCCCCGGCCUCAUGAGGACAGAGAACAGCUCUACAGCACCAUCCUCAGUCACCAGUGCCAGCGGAUGGAAGCCCAGCGGUCAGAACCUCCACUCCCCCCAGGGGGGCAGGAGCUCCUGGAACUGCUGCUGAGAGUUCAGGGUGGGGGUCGAAUGGAGGAGCAAAGGUCCCGGCCCCCCACACACUCCUACUGAGAUUUGGGCUCCCAUGGACCUCUCCACACACCUGGGGCUCAAAUCUGGGCGGUCCACAGCAUGUCAUCUGCCCAGCUUGCAGGAGACUGAAGGACUCAGCAGAAACCACAAUAUCCAUGACCCGAGCCCACCUUCCCUGGGAACUGGAGGGGGUGAAGUCCUCAAAUUCUGGGGAUAGUUAAGGUAGGAUGGCCAUUUAACGCCCUCUCCAGAACAUGGGAGCUUGAGGCAGCUGGAAGACCCCAGCCACUGAGGGACAACCCAUCCCUCACCUCUGAUCUAAAGGGAAUGGCUGAGAGUCUUGGUUCGAAAAUGGGGACACUCCCAGUAGUCAAGCCACUAAGCAGGCCUCCAUCUCCCAAGAAGAGGGAAAUGUCCUAAGGUUAUGACUUGCGAGAGAGACAAUUCCACCCUCCUUCUGCCCUUUAAGAAGGAAAAUAGUGGGCACAGAAACUACUAUCCUGCCCCCAGCCCCAGGACCAAGGGGCCUACAGGCUGUGAAUGGACAAUAUGCCCUGCCCUUCAGCCCUCCCCACUAUUGCCCGGGUCUGUCUGAUGUAUGAAUAAAUACAAUUCCCCUCUGGA